Anguilla anguilla (European eel) is the source of this 2644-nucleotide messenger RNA. RefSeq lists its product as uncharacterized. NCBI's taxonomy places the organism in Eukaryota, Metazoa, Chordata, Actinopteri, Anguilliformes, Anguillidae. The coding region runs from base 257 to 1570 and encodes 437 amino acids. The transcript has 4 exons. The record is from RefSeq and is a predicted model, not a curated record.
UCACCGGGGAUCCUAUGCAUGAACGACGCAAUGGUGUUGCUAGGCAACUGCUCUCAGACACAAGACUUGCCUGAAUUAAAAUAGUGGAAUGAAGCGGUGCAUGAUAUACUCUUGUAGCAUGGGAGACGGAGUAAGGAUUCUGUAGUGUCUAUGGAAAGGCAAAUUAACAGUCAACGUUAUGAUUUAACUGCUUUAAUAGUUCGUUUUACUAUUUGUGGAAAAAAAAGAAUAAAUGCUUAGCUGGCUUUAAAUAUCAAUGUCUCGCUCAGCAUCCAAAGUUAGAGCAGAGAAAAGUCGUGCUGCUCCUGCUCCUGUGCUCCCACCUCCACCCUCACCAACCCACCAUGUUGACAGAGCCAGCAUUGUUCCAGGCCACCUCACCAAAUCUGAAUGGAUGGAUAUGGUGGAACAGGAAGAGGGAGAGGAGGUGGUGGCAGAGCUUCUGGACGAGCUAAUGUGCAGAGUGAUGGAGAAGUGCUACCAGGUUUACCUACAAAGACAGCUGGUACCGUUCACAGUGUCCUGGGCACAGCAUUCACUGGUUCAGACACUGGAAUGGCAGUUCCUGGUACGGGACGAUGGUGACGGGCAAGACCAUGCCCCUUUCUGGGAACAGGACAGUGAGCCUCCACCUUGCGAAAUUGAUUCCUGGGCACAGGGCUGUGUACCUGUUGUACAUUCCAGACCCAUACCAAAAAAUAUCCCCCUACAGAGAUCAGCGGAGCUCCCUCUGGCAGAUGCUGCAAAUCCAGGUAGUCCACAGGCCAAGAAUAUAUCCCAAUCAGAGAGGAAGGAGGAUCAUUCUGACUGGUACCCCUGUAAAGAGGACAAGAAUCAGAAUGGCUGUGAGGGACAUGCAGGUUUGAAACCAAGAAUGCUGAUCCCAUGCCCGCCUUCAAAAAGAGAGGACAAGAAGAAGCAUCCUCUGCCAAACUGCCCUGCAAUACAGGCUCCCCAGGGCAGGAACUCUCCCUGCGUCUCCAGGGGGCCUAUCAGCCACUCAAUUAACAUGGAGGAGCAUCCCAUCCCAAAGGAACAGACCAUCUCUGUCUCCAAAUACAAACGUGCCCAGAAGCACUCGGACCUCUCUGCAGUGAAGAGGCUUGACGCUGCUCGCCUUGUCCGGCACCAAGUCUUGCCAGGGUUUGAGGUUCUAGAGUCUCAUGUGUCACAGCUACCCAUUGGAAAGUCUUCUGUCCCUCCCAUACCACAUCAGAAACAGGAUAAGCACAACACAAAGCUGCCAGCUGCUGUCAAACCACCAACCAAUUCUCAGAUGCCUCACAAAGUCCGCCGUAGGAGUACAGUAGAUGGAGCCCUUUGGCUUUCCUCCAGAAAGAGAAACAUCCAGGAUGUGGGCCAGUCCCUGGGCUCCAUGCCCCUCUCUGCUGGCCUUCUACUGGACACCAUAGUGUUGUCCCCAGGAGUAACCCUCAAAGACCCCCGCAAAGUCCAUACCAACACUUAUGAAAUGCGUCUGUCCCAGACUGGCCAAAGAGCAAAUUUAGAACCUAUCAGAAGCAGCCUGCCAACUCCACUCUUCUCUAAGGACCAGCUGAUGUCAGGAUAAACCAUAUGUGCUGCCCUGGCUGGACACUGCCCAGUGAUUAAAGUGAUAGACUGAAGCUGAUUUACGCCAUAGUGGUUUUGUCUUACAUUCAAUAUGGUACUAAUAGCUUUCAUGGUCAAAGUAUGGGGAAAAAAGUAUAUUUUUGUUAACAUCUUUUUGUGAUAAUGCUUCAGAUGUACUUUCCUAAAACAAUGAAAAUUAUGAAAAGACUAAUUAAAUUCUAAUUUCUGAUAGGCUUUGGUAAUACCUCUUCCACGUUCACUUGUAUUGCAGGUACAGUAAUGGUGUAUGCUUUGUGUAUUCAUAAGCCCUUUUAGACACUAGCUUGGAGCAAAAGAAAGAUUAUGAGGUUAAACAUCUUGCAUGUAUGUCAUUUUGUUUCACUCUUACACAUAUUGUCUAUAUUGUAUUUGGCAGUUAAUUCAUCAUUGUGACAGAGGAGACACUUAUUGAUACCAUCACUAUGCAAUGGCGCUAAUGAAAAUACUGUAGUUCAUGUAAUUCAAAGCAAAUUUAUUGGAGAAUAAUAAAACUAUAGUAAGUUUUAUAAAGCACUUAUCAAAACACAUUUACAAAGUUCUUCACUAAAACAUCACAAACAGUCAAAAACCCACAAAAAGUUUAAAACAAACAAAACACAAUAAUAAAUUGUAAAACUGGAGCAAGAGAAGAGUAGGAACAUAAAAGGCAAAAGCAUAGUCUGUAUUUAAAAUACUGAAAAAAGACUAAAAUUCAGAAUGUAAUAUUUACGUAAAAUCUAGCCUAAAAGAACAGUUUUUAAAAGGGCUUUGAAAGAAGACUGUGAUUUGGCUAGCCUGAUCUCCUUGGGCAAGUUGUUCUGGAAUCUUGGGGCCCUGGUGGAAAAAGCUCAGUCCCCUUUGUUUUCAGCUUAUAAUAUGGAACAAUCAGAAAGCCCUUACCUGAGGACCUCAGGCUGGGCUUAGGCUCAUAGGAGAUUAAAAGCUCAGUGGUAUAGGUAUGGGCUAGGCCCAAACAUGUCUUAAAGGUAAUCAAUAACAUUUUAAAAUCGAUUCAGAAUUUUCAUGGCAAUCAAUAGAGUGAAACUACAAUGGG